Botrytis porri is the source of this 1743-nucleotide messenger RNA. RefSeq lists its product as uncharacterized. Gene Ontology annotation, biological process: positive regulation of transcription by RNA polymerase II. NCBI's taxonomy places the organism in Eukaryota, Fungi, Ascomycota, Leotiomycetes, Helotiales, Sclerotiniaceae. The record is from RefSeq and is a predicted model, not a curated record. The transcript has 4 exons. Gene Ontology annotation, molecular function: DNA-binding transcription factor activity, RNA polymerase II-specific; transcription cis-regulatory region binding; zinc ion binding. Gene Ontology annotation, cellular component: nucleus. Bases 1 to 1743 code for a protein of 580 amino acids.
AUGUCCGAUAAUAUCAAUUCCAAACGAAAACGAUCGAACACAACUGGUCGUUCCAAAUACGGCUGCUUAACUUUCCGUGCAAAGAAAGUCAAAUGUGAUGAGCGUUUCCCUUCAUGCGGAAGAUGCGAGCUUUUAAAGCUUGACUGCCAGCAGCCGUGCUCCCGUAUUCUACCAAGUGUAAGAGAACGAAGACGUGGUGCUGGCCCAAUAAAGUCUCGAGACUCUGAAUGGUCUCCUCAGUCACUUUCACCAGCUUUACAGCUACCAGAGGAACAACCACAAGAAUCAGAAGCACUAUUGGACCAUUAUCUUUCGGGAUAUGACCAUGGAUUGGCAGCAGAAUCAGCAUCUGCAUUUUCAGUGGGAAAUCCUGAAGAUGCAUCUCGAAGCCAGGCGCCAAUUACUGAGGCAGGAGCAGAUAUGUUAUUGGACCUGGUUGCCGAAUGUCUUCUAUCUUUUGAGCCUCUUGCUAUUGCGAACAUAUUUUCAACACAAGAAAAGUCGCUGGAAAAUAGGAUGUCCCUGAAUAACGACGAAGAGUUGGCUCUUACACAUUAUCGAACAGCAUUCUCUCAAUCUCAAACGACGAGAGACCCACAAUGGUCUACUCCUACCUUAUUGCUACUCCAUGCACCGAAGCACUCGGAGAUGCUUCUUCAUCUCAUAUUAGCUGUUUCGCUCCACGAUAUGCCUUCCAAUCCUGACAAUGUUAGCCGUCCUCGCCAACUUGGGCAUAAACAUUACGAAAAAAGCACGGAGCAACUCAUGCAAGCUUUGCAGUGUGAGAAUCCCGCAGACAAUCUCGCAGUACUCGCUUCUUUUUACUGUAUACAUAUGUAUAUGUCGCGAUCGAGCGGAACAAUUAUAUCGAAAUUAGACCGACUGAGUCUCACGGCAAUUGACCAUCUGACAAAGCAUAAUUUGAUAGUAUCAACGUAUGGUCAAUCAUCUUUAACAGAUCAGAAAUCGACUAAAAGUGAUGCAGAGCGAAGUCUGAUCGCUUGUGUUAUUAUGUGGCUGCUAAAAAUUGAUGCUCAAGGGAGUUUUCUGGGAUGCAAGCCUAACUUGGCAAACCAUUUCCCAGCACAUCCUGAACAACUUUCAGCUAUACAAGCGGAAUCGCGUCUUGCUCUACAACUGAAUUGGGGAACGGAAUACCCAAUAUCACAAAGCAUUCGAGAUAUUGAGAAUUGUCUACCAGUCGAUAUGAUGACUGAUAUGCUGGUUCUAAGUUGCAAAACCAGCGGAUUCAGUCAUAAACCCCAAUGUACCGUGGUAGAUGUAAUGCAAGAGAGUCUGCGAAAAGAAUUUGCAGCUUUAGAAAUACGUUAUGGUGCUGUAUUCUACUAUGGAUCUUCAGACAUGACCUUGCAACCAGCCAUGAAACUCAAUUGUGCAAACUCAGCUACAAUCUUCUACGCUUUGCGCAUAUAUUUCGCACGAUGCAGAUCAAGCUCGUUCGGAGCAGAAAGUUUGAGUGAGAUCAAAACUGCUCUGAGCCAACUUCUUCGAUUCGCCAUGUACGUUUCUCCUGCGGGGUCGCAACAACCAGUAUACGAAUUUCAAUGGUCGUUGUUCAUUGCAGCUAUUGAAACAAAUGACAUGAUUCAUCAAGAGUGGCUACAGGGUCGAAUCACUGAUCAUCGCCUUCGCAAAUCAUUGCAAGGGAUUUCUACGUUCAAGCGAAACAAUUUGGGAAUCAUGUCUUUGAGUAAAGUUAAAGAAACUAUUCUGGCUACGUAA